Nomascus leucogenys (northern white-cheeked gibbon) is the source of this 2075-nucleotide messenger RNA. The record is from RefSeq and is a predicted model, not a curated record. NCBI's taxonomy places the organism in Eukaryota, Metazoa, Chordata, Mammalia, Primates, Hylobatidae.
GAAGCGCCUGUGCGUGCGUGGGGCGUAGCAAGGGACGGAAGCUCUGCCGGCACGACCGCCGCCCACCCGAGCCUAUCUGGGCUGCGUCUCGCCGCCGCUGCUCUUCGUGGCCCAAGGCCCAAAUCCUUGCCCGUCCUUGCAGUCCCACCCCACACUCAGCCUUGUGUCCCUCGAUCUGGUCUCCGACUUCCAUUUCCCACCCUAAACCGCCUACCCGGUGUCUGUUCCCCGCCCGGUCGUCCUCGCCCUGCUGCGCUGAGGGUCCCCUGUCAGCCUCGACCCCAUGGCGCUGCAGACGCUGCAGAGCUCGUGGGUGACCUUCCGCAAGAUCCUGUCUCACUUCCCCGAGGAGCUGAGUCUGGCUUUCGUCUACGGCUCCGGGGUGUACCGCCAGGCAGGGCCCAGUUCAGACCAGAAGAAUGCUGUGCUGGACUUUGUGUUCACAGUAGAUGACCCUGUCGCAUGGCAUUCAAAGAACCUGAAGAAAAAUUGGAGCCACUAUUCUUUCCUAAAAGUUUUAGGGCCCAAGACUAUCACAUCCAUCCAGAAUAACUAUGGCGCUGGAGUUUACUACAAUUCAUUGAUCAUGUGUAAUGGUAGGCUUAUCAAAUAUGGAGUUAUUAGCACUAAUAUUCUGAUUGAAGAUCUCCUCAACUGGAAUAACUUAUACAUUGCUGGACGACUCCAAAAACCGGUGAAAAUUAUCUCAAUGAACGAGGAUGUCACUCUUAGAUCAGCCCUCGAUAGAAAUCUGAAGAGUGCUGUGACCGCCGCUUUCCUCAUGCUCCCCGAAAGCUUUUCUGAAGAAGACCUCUUCAUAGAGAUUGCCGGUCUCUCCUAUUCAGGUGACUUUCGGAUGGUGGUUGGAGAAGAUAAAACAAAAGUGUUGAAUAUUGUGAAGCCCAAUAUAGCCCACUUUCGAGAGCUCUAUGGCAGCAUACUACAGGAAAAUCCUCAAGUGGUGUAUAAAAGCCAACAAGGCUGGCUGGAGAUAGAUAAAAGCCCAGAAGGACAGUUCACUCAGCUGAUGACAUUGCCCAAAAGCUUACAGCAACAGAUAAAUCAUAUUAUGGACCCUCCUGGAAAAAACAGAGAUGUGGAAGAAACUUUAUUCCAAGUGGCUCAUGAUCCCGACUGUGGAGAUGUGGUGCGACUAGGGCUUUCAGCAAUCGUGAGACCGUCUAGUAUAAGACAGAGCACAAAAGGCAUUUUUACUGCUGGUAAGAGCUUUGGAAAUCCAUGUAUAACAUACCUGCUGACUGAGUGGCUUCCACACUCUUGGUUACAGUGUAAAGCUUUGUAUCUUUUAAGUGCUUGUGAAAUGCUGAGCUUUGAUGGCCAUAAACUGGGAUAUUGCAGUAAGGUACAAACAGGCAUAACAGCAGCAGAAUCUGGUGGUCUAACAAUGUCAGACCAUUGGCAGUGCUGUUGGAAGCUUUAUUGCCCUUCUGAAUUUUCUGAGAAACUUCCUGUGUGCAGGGUUUUCCCCUCAUGUUGUUUUAUUUAUCGAAGUUACAGAUGCAUAGGAUUGCAAAAACAGCAGCACCUGUGCUCCCUCUCCUCUUCCCCUUCUCUGAGACAACUGCUUCCAUCUGUCUUAGUGGGUUAUUUUUGUUUUUACUGCCAUUUCUCUAAAUGGUAAGUUUUCGUUGCUCCUUCUCUGCGUUUCAACUUUAGGUAUCAUCUAUUGACUUCUCUCUAUGGGAGGUUAGAAUUCAACUCUGGCACCCACUCUCAUCAAAUGUACACACGCUCCCAUCCCUCUGUCCUCCCAAUAUAGUUGUCUUGUGGUUUUGGCUAAUUAGUUUUCAGUUUGAUGGUAUGGUGAGCCACAGAGUACACCUUUCCUUCCCUGCACAAUGUUCUUCUCUCAUGGAGAGUGUCUCCACUGUCCCCUCUAGGGGGUCCCCCAUUUCCUGUAUCUCAUGUCUUUCACUUGCUUGGUGCACACUCUCAUUUUGGUGAAGCACAUUUUCCAGUAAUUUCCUGAGAAAGGGAACAUGGAAGGCACAUUUGGAGACCACGUAUGUCUGAAAGUCUUUUUUGUCUGCCUUCACCAAUAAUUAAUACUUAGG